UUUCUCACAUUUUCCAACAAUAACAACAUCAUAGUAUUACGGUUACUUCAUUACAUAACACAACACACUGUUCUUGUUCUUGUUUUGUUCGCACAUAAGAGAAGUGUGAACAAACUCACAUCACAUAGCUAUGGUGAAAUCUAGUUCUUGUUUAAGGUUAAUCACAUGCGGUGGUGGUAGUGAUAAAGAAGAUCACCAUGUUGUUUCUGAGGCCAAGGAUUCAAAUGAUAAACGCGGUUGGAGUUUUCGGAAGAGAUCUGCAAGGCAUCGUGUACUUAGCAAUACUGUGAUAACAGCAGAGACCACAUCUUCGGAAAAUAAGGAGAUUUCAGAAUAUCCAAGUAUUAGUUUUCAAUCCUCAGCUGAGCCUAAUGUUGUUGAGAAGAUUUGUACAACAGAUUUCUCUAAUGAAAAGCCGCAGUUAUCCUCCGAUGUCUGCUCGGAGAUGCCAGAAACAAUUGUCACCGAGACUGAGAAUAAGGUGGAUGUCAAUCCACCGGAAUCUGCUGUGAUAAUCAUCCAGGCUUCAAUUAGAGGAUAUUUGGCUCGGAGAGCACUUCUAAAGAGUAAGAAUGCAGUGAAGUUGCAAGCUGCUGUUCGUGGGCACUUGGUUAGAAGGCAUGCUGUUGGAACAUUGCGAUGUGUUCAAGCUAUUGCUAAAAUGCAGCUCCUUGUACGAUCACGACAUGCUCAGAAGUCACAUACCGAUGGAAAAAAUGAUUACUCAAAAACUACGGAUAAUGAGCAUUACACUGCCGAAUCAAAUGUGAAGCACACUUCUGUGGAAAAGCUUCUCAGCAAUAAGUUUGCUUGUCAGCUGUUGGAAUCAACACCAAAAAACAAACCUAUCCAUGUCAAAUGUGAUCCUUCUAAAGGUGAUUCUGCUUGGAAAUGGUUGGAGAGAUGGAUGUUUGUUUCGGCAAAAGAUUCUGCAGAAGAUAAAAAGCCAAUUUGUACGACAGAACAGUCGGACGAAACCAAAGAUAGCACUCAUGCAUCUCAAUCGGAAACAGAUAUUCCAUCUCAAGUUAUUCUUCAGUUGUCCGAUUCACCUCUACCAUCCGAGGAUGAAGAGAAGACUGCCACUUACUAUGAUACCAACUCACACUUUCAAGCAAGCUUGUCUUCAUCUUCUCUUAUAAAAGAUAACUUGGAAGAGUCUCCUCCCGAAAAGACGGUUACAUAUGAUUCUAAAGUAACCUCCACUGAAAUUGAUUCUUUCCAAAAUGAAAUAAUGGAAUCAAAUGCAAGUGUCGGACAUGAGCCUAAUUCUCCUCAGAAUCAAGAAAUUGGUGAACAGUACAAACUAUCAACGAAAGCAUUUGCCUCAGACCAACUAGAGACCGAGGGAAAGAAAAUUACAUUUGGAUCAAGGAAGUUAAGCAAUCCCUCAUUUAUUGCUGCUCAAUCAAAAUUUGAAGAGCUGAGUUCAAAUUCAAAUUCGGGUAGGCCGAGUGGUUUGCUUGACCAGGAUGUAUCGGUUGAGUCACAAGCAGAUAGUGCAUAUAUAUCAAAAGAGUUCAUUUCAUCUGAGAAUUCUACACCCUAUCCUUCCAGAAAUGCUGAUCCUGAAAGUGGUACCGUACUAUCUAUUUCUUCAACUCUUGAUUCACCUGACAGAUCAGAGACUUUGGAAAUCGAGCACGAUGCCAAAGAUUUAGUAGAAGGGAUAGUUAAUCCUGAAAACAAGACUGAUCAUGGUGUUGAAGCCAAUACUCCGACUUCUAACUUACCUAUCUCUGAUUCGGAUCAAUUAGAAACUGUUAAUGGUUCCCGUGGCAAUGUUGUUGAUUCAGUGAUGCCUGAGAACUCCAAAGAGCAUGCUGUUGAGCCUGAGAAAAUUGCAUCUGACUUGUUAAGAGAACAAACCGAGACUGUUCUGCAGGAUUUCACGUAUUCUCAACAAGCUUCACCGGGAAGCUAUAUGACAAUUCCUGAAUCUCAAGGAACACCUUCAAGUCAGGUUUCGGUGAAAACUAAAGAGAAUAAAAUCAACAAGACUGGAUCAAGCAGUAGACGCAGGGUACUGUCUGUUGGUAACAAGUCUCCUGCUAAUUCAAAUCAAGAUUCAGGCUCAAGAGUGUUUGUCGGUACCAAGUCUCCUGCGAAUGCAAAUCACGAUUCAGGCUCAAGAGGUAGUAGAGAACAAUUGCCUAAGGAUCAGCUGAAUGGAAAGAGACGCAAUUCAUUUGGCUCAAUAAAACCUGAACACACUGAUCAAGAACCUACCAAAGAUAAUAGUAGUAGCAAUAAUACUCUUCCCCGUUUCAUGCAAGCUACACAAUCUGCCAAGGCCAAGAUAAAUGCAAAUUCCUCUCCAAGAUCAAGUCCAGAUGUGCAUGACACUGACAUUAACAUCAAGAAGAGACAUUCCUUACCUGGUGCAACUGGUAAGCAGGGUUCUCCGCGUGUCGAACAGUCAUUAUCUCCAGCUCCGCAGGGCACAAAGGGCAAUGGUUCAACUGAGAGAAAAUGGCAGAGGUGAAUUGACGUGACAGUUUAAAUGUGCUCACAUCGGCGGUUUGUAGUUCUGAUAACAGUUGUAUUCUUUGCCUCCACUCCCUGACCCCAAAAUUUAUUGCUUGAGUUUGGUUGUGACAGACAUAUAUUAUAGAAAAACUAGCACUAGAAAGUGUGUGAAUGUGAGAGGCUUAUAUAUGUACAUUAUUGUUCUUCUCACUGUUAUUGUUUGUGUCACACUCAUUUUGGUACCAUUUGUGUAAGUUUCAGGCUAAUUCUGCUUGUGAUAUCACUUUGUGUUUGUUGAUGAUGUUUGUUAAAGAUGUUGUCUGGUUUUAAUAAGGUGAAUAUUUGUAUUUUGAUAUCUGCGCGAUUUUGUGAUAAGUAAAGAGGAAGUCAAUCAA
Medicago truncatula (barrel medic) is the source of this 2864-nucleotide messenger RNA. Its product is annotated as protein IQ-DOMAIN 32. The transcript has 6 exons. Bases 131 to 2485 code for a protein of 784 amino acids. NCBI's taxonomy places the organism in Eukaryota, Viridiplantae, Streptophyta, Magnoliopsida, Fabales, Fabaceae. Gene Ontology annotation, molecular function: protein binding. The record is from RefSeq and is a predicted model, not a curated record.